This is a messenger RNA of Acaromyces ingoldii, 374 nucleotides long. Its product is annotated as ribosomal protein S25. Gene Ontology annotation, cellular component: cytosolic small ribosomal subunit. Gene Ontology annotation, molecular function: structural constituent of ribosome. The record is from RefSeq and is a predicted model, not a curated record. Lineage: Eukaryota; Fungi; Basidiomycota; Exobasidiomycetes; Exobasidiales; Cryptobasidiaceae. The transcript has 3 exons. Bases 10 to 318 code for a protein of 102 amino acids.
UCAAUCAACAUGCCUCCCAAGAAGAGCGCUAUCGCCGCCGCGGCGAAGAGUGGUGGAGGAAAGAAGAAGAAGUGGUCGAAGGGCAAGGUCAAGGACAAGGCCCAAAACAUGGUCGUUCUGGACCAGCCCACCUACGACCGCAUCCUCAAGGAAGUGCCCACGUUCAAGAUGAUCAGCCAGUCCACGCUCAUCGACCGUAUGAAGAUCAACGGCUCGCUGGCCCGUGUUGCCAUCCGUCACCUCGAGAGGGAGGGACAGAUCAGGCGCAUCAUCCACCACCACGGCCAGCUCGUGUACACUCGCGCCAGCGCCGAGUAAAUCGAUUGACCGUCCAUUCCUUUCCUAUGUAGCACCAUGACGCUCUUCAUUCACAC